GGCGGGGGGAUGGCACCGGCUUCGGGGGGAUGGCACCCGAUGGCCCGGGGCGAGGGACGGCGCUGCGCGGCCGUCGUGGCCGCAGCGGGCGGGCGGAGGAGGAGGAGGCGGGUGCCGCCGGGCUGCCCCGCGCUGAGGGGAGCCCCGGGGAGCGAGGGGCGCCGUGCCGGGGCCGGGCGGCGCGGGUGUUUGUGCUUCUCCGAGCCUCUCUCCCCGCCCCCGUCUCUCCCGCCCGACCCGCCGGGACCUCUCCUCUCCGGGCGGCAGCAGAGCCGCCUCGGGGCGGGCGGCGGCAGCGGUGCUGGUGGGGCGCUCUCGCCGUCCAGCCCGCCGGGAACAUGGCGACCGGCGGCUACCGCAGCGCCGGGGGCAGCACCACGGACUUUCUGGAGGAAUGGAAAGCCAAGCGGGAGAAGAUGCGGGCGAAGCAGGCACCGCCAGCCCCGGGCGCCCCGGGCGGGGGGGAGCCCCGUCCUGCGGGGGGCGGCCCCUCGGCCGAGCUGAACAACAACAGCACCAGCCUGCCCCCCGAGCGCGCUGUGCCCCCCGCCGGCGGGGCGCUGAACUGCCUCGGCCUCGCCAGCGCCAGCCUGGGCCGCGCCGCCCCCGCCAAGGAGCCGCCGCCGGCACUCGCCGGGAGCCGCGGGGCCGAGCCCGCCGUCGCACCGGGCUCCCCCGAGGGCGAGGAGAAACUGGCCGCCAAGGGAAAGAGCUCGGGCCCCAGCUCCAGGAAGGGGAAGGGGCAGAUCGAGAAGAGGAAGCUGAGGGAGAAGAGGAGGUCGACAGGUGUGGUGAACAUCCCGGCCGCCGAGAGCCUUGAUGAGUAUGAAGAUGAUGAAGCAGGGCAGAAGGAACGGAAGAAAGAGGAUGCUAUUACUCAACAGAAUACGAUACAAAAUGAGAGUUCCAGUGCAGAUACCUCUUGCUCAUACUUACUCCAGGAUUCCUCCAGGAUGGUUUCAAGCAGGUAUAAAAGUACAGCUAAUGCACCAGAAGACGAUGCUCCAAAUAGAUAUUCCCGAACAGAGAGGACAGCUUACAGCAGAUAUAGCAGAGAUGCAAAUUCUUCUGGUAGUUCUCUACCAAGUAACACUUUGGAAAAGAGGAUUGAGGAACUUGAAAGGGAACUUGCAAAAGAAAGACAGGAAAAUGCAAGAUUAAUGAAGAUGGCGCAGGACAAAGAGGAACUAAUUGGAAAGCUGAAAGAAGAAAUUGAUUUAUUAAACAGAGAUCUAGAUGAUAUAGAAGAUGAAAAUGAACAAUUGAAGCAAGAAAAUAAAACACUCUUAAAAGUUGUUGGACAGCUGACAAGGUAGAAGAUUCAGGCGUCAAUAAGGAAAGAUUUUAAAAACUACUGAUUGAACAUUAAGGUCAAUAUAGUAAUAUUUCCUGUGUUGCAGUAUGUUAGAAUAACUGUCUUUGUAUUUAUUGUUAGGAAACCAGAUGAAUGUUUAUUUUCAUAGUGCUUUCUCCUUUGUUCAAUGAAAUGGCAUAAAAUUUGGGGUGUAUUUUUAGCUUUCUUUUCACAUAAACAUAGCUAAAAAUUUUGACAUGUUUCAAAUGUUAAGUUCAAAAAUAUUUGGAUUUUGUAUCUUCAGAUUACAGCUGCAUGAAUUACAGUAAUCUAAAAUUCACAGCACCAAGAUCACUUUCAGUCCAUGUGGGUGUAUAUUUUUGAAAUGAAUGGAAGCAAUACAUAUAAGCUUUGUUUACACAGAUUCAAAAUAUAUAUUUUGGGAAAUGCUUCCUUUUUUUGUUCAAACAGCUGUAAAGUGGAUGCCUUAUUACUGAUGUAUAACAUUUGCAGAUUGAUGACUUUCUCUAGAAUUCUCGUAUGUUGAGUUUUUUUACUGUGUCUGAAAGAUUGACAAUAGUAGAGAGUAGCAAUUUUUUUUCCUGUGUUUAACAGUAUUCUGUCAGAAGGGGAAGGUUUUACUAAAAACCAACAAAACAAACAAGUGCAAAACAACACAAAGCCAAAUAAAUCACCUCUGCUAUCAGCAUUAAUAAGUUGUUAGAAUCACAUUGAAGUUGUGCACUGCAGUUUAUUUUAUGGCUUUUGCUUUAGCAAUGAAAAGCAAGUUUGCAAUCAGACAGUUAGUUUGCUGUGUUGAGAAUUCAAACAAAGCCUGGAUCUUUCAUUUUAGCAGACACUUCUUGUCAUCUUACAAUUUGUAGUGAUCAUAACCUGUACAAGUUCUUGGAUUUUUUUUUUUAAGCUGAGUGAGAAUUUUUUUAUACAUGACGAAGUAGGGGGGAAUACUAGUGAUUUGUGCCUUUUUGAAAAAUCAAAUGGUAUACAAACCCCAUUUUUGUCCUUGAUUUUAAGCUAACAAGUUUAAAAAGUGCCUGGUUAGAUGUUAAAAUAUGACUCUGUGUGGAUUAUUCUAUAACAUGAUAGCUGACAAAAUUUUCCUUAUACUUUAACCACAGACCUCAGUUAACAUUUAGACUGAAAAUUAUUUGUACUUUAUUUCAACUUAAUACAGCACAUUUUUCAUUCUUGGUCAGAUUAAAUGUACAUGUCCUUUGAGGAAAGAUUAGAAAUUACAACAUUUCAAAGAGUCCAAGCUUUUUCUGGACUAUUUUGAAGUUUGGUGUCAGAGAGUUACAUGCAUAUAUUUUUUGUUACCUUAAAGGCAACUUUAAUAUAACAAUAUAACAGUAUUGUUAUAUUAAUAUAUAUGUGAAAUAUAUAUAACAAUUACUUUUUCAGAUUUGCCAGUUGUUUUCAUAAUGUGCAUUUAAUGACAGUGUUUCUUAAAUUUAAAAUCCAGCUAUUAUUGUUAUACUUUGGAUUGUUUUGGAUAUAGGAUAGGCUAUUUUGCAUUUGUGCAUUCUGAUGAGGAAAAACUUUUCAAAGCUUUAAAGUGUUUUUCAACACACUUAUAGUCCUGGAUGCCUCACUGUUUUCCUUCAUAGUGGAUGAGAUCCCAUGGAACACCAUUUAAAACCUUUACUCAGGGGGUUAAAUGGUAUAGGGGGUUUGUAUAAGCCCUUUGAACUACAAUAUACACCAAUGAGUGUUGCUUGUAAUAUUGUUAAAACAGUAAGAGGUCCCUUAAUUUAUAAGUUCCAGGAAAUUAAGCAUUUAAAGACAUAAUAAAGUCACUUGAAAUGUAUGCCUUUUGAAUAAAUAUGAAACUUUCUCUGGAAGAAGAUGUGAUUUCCUUCUCUGUGUACUCGGUAGGAAAUACAUGUGCCCUUGUGCUGCAUGGGAUGUCAAACGUAUUGGAGCAUGGCUAAGGACGUACUGCAGUACACACAGAUCUCAAUAUGAAGUUGCAAAUGAGAUGUUUCAUAAAAUGUGUUUCAUGUACAUUUUAAACCAAAGAAAAAUAGCAACAAAGAACAUAAACAAGAGUUACUUAUCUUCAUAUUACCUCUUCUUGGCAGCAGUAAUGCCAGAAUUAUUUUUUUUUAACUUGUACAUAAAACUGACAGAAGUAUUUGGCAGAAUUUGUGGAUUUCCAAUGUAACUGUUCUUGUUCAGGGCUAGUUGUGAUUUUUCUACCCUGGAAAAGUUGUAGUAGUUGAGUUUUCCUCUGAAAACAGUCUCAUAAUCAUUAUGCAGAGUGAUUUUUUAAAAAUAUCCAUUUUAUGUGUUAAAAAAUUUAAACAUCGUUAACCUAUGAGUAACUGAAUAUACAUUUUAGUUUUGAACAUUGACUAGUUGGGGUGAUACUUGUUAUCAGAUUAAAAAAAUUAUUUUGAGAUUCUUCUACUGCAGGUAAAAGAUAUGUGUUUAAUAAUAAAGAUUGUUUGCCUUUGUUCAAAUAAAACAAAAUUCUUUUU
Molecule: messenger RNA, 3795 nt
Organism: Poecile atricapillus (Black-capped chickadee)
Lineage: Eukaryota; Metazoa; Chordata; Aves; Passeriformes; Paridae
Product: PRKC apoptosis WT1 regulator protein-like
Exons: 7
Coding region: 30-1316 (428 amino acids)
Biological process (GO): positive regulation of apoptotic process; apoptotic process
Cellular component (GO): cytoplasm
Source: RefSeq, a predicted model, not a curated record